UCGGCCCUUCAGUCGUAUUUGGAGGGCGUGGAUCUCGGGCUCUCUCAGCUGCGAGUGGCGCACGCCGAGGUCCAUGGGGUCCAGGAGGCGAUGGGGGAGGUCCAGGAGAUGUGGAGGGCCAGUGAGGGGCCCCUCAGUCACCUGCAGGCCAUUCAGCACCUGGUGAUGGAGCACGUCCAGCUGUCCGUGGUCAUCCGCAGCUUGCCGCAUGUCUACGCAGUACCGGCGCUGAUCCGUCAGACCAGGGAACUCAUUGAGAAGCAGGUUCUAUUGGAGGCCCACGUCCACCUCCGGCACCUGGAAAGCCUGCGCGAUGACGUGCUGUAUCGGCUGCAGAAGGCCGGGCCUUGGCUCAGCACCGGGAGGGACGACCAGAACCACAGAGAAGCUUUGGAUCUGGUCAGAGAGUUCUUUGCUGCUGUUCAGGACCUGAGCCAGGAAUUGGGUCAUACUCUUUUCUCAUUGGCUCACUCGGCUCUGGCUGUGGCGCGCCGCGACCCCUCAGUCCUGGUCUCUGCCAUCCGGAUCAUUGAGCGAGAGGAAGUUCUGGAUGUGGAGGAGUCCCGGGGUCCUCCGCAGCUCUUGUGGAGACCUCCUGGGCGGCCCAAGCGGUGGCGGGAGAAGUUCUUCCGGGCCGUGGAGACGGGCGUCUGCCAGAGACUGAUGACCCCCGCCGUGGAGUCCCAGGAACUCCAUCCCACCGACCUCGGCAGACACCUGAAGGAGGUUCAGUGCCGGACGGUGGAGGAGCUUCUGGCUGUCUCGGCAGUACUGGUGCCGUGUCUACCUCCGCACUACGACCUGUGCCGCAACGCCGGGAACAUGUGUCACCAAAUCAUCUCCCGGCACCUGCGGGAACUCCUCCACCGCGACCUUGAGGAGCUGAUGGCACACCCGGACCUGUCCCCGGAGAUCGAUGUCUCUGAUUUGGGUCCCCUCGUCCCCACGGAAGUCAUGGAUGAGCAGAUGAACCGUUAUACACGCAGCGUACGGGCCUGUCUGAGCCAAUGGAUACACAAGGCGCUGGAAGUGGAAUACUCUGAUUGGCUGAGAGAUCAGGAGCCAGAGAAGGAUCAGGACGGCUUGUACCUGUCUAGUGUGCCGCACAUCGUCAUGCAGAUGCUGAUGGAGAACGUGCGUUUGGCGUCCGUCCUGGGUGAGAGUCUGGAGACGCGUGUACGGAGCGCGGCGCUCUGCGAGAUGGAGAAUUGUUUGGUCUGGUUACGGGAGACGCUGGUGAAAUACGGGAUAGAACAUAUGAAGGACCGAACCUUUCCCCCACAUUAUAUCCCCUACUUGCUGGCCGUCAUAAACGCAUGCUCCGCCCUCAG
Molecule: messenger RNA, 1331 nt
Organism: Nanorana parkeri
Lineage: Eukaryota; Metazoa; Chordata; Amphibia; Anura; Dicroglossidae
Product: exocyst complex component 3-like
Exons: 6
Biological process (GO): exocyst localization; exocytosis
Cellular component (GO): exocyst
Molecular function (GO): SNARE binding
Source: RefSeq, a predicted model, not a curated record